AGUCCGAGGAGGAGAAUGUGACGCCAGAGUAGGCGGGGCGAGAGGGCGGAAGUUGUUGUGUUGCUGCGGGAGGCUGUUUGUCUGUGCUGCUGCUGACACAGCCGGGAUCACCGAGCCAGAGAUUUUCUUUCCUCUUCUCCCGAGCGCACCCUGAUGAGCGGCCCCGGAUUCAGGCUCCUUCCACUAUAGCUGGCCCAGCUGGACUCUAUGGAAGUGAUGGAAAGUCCCCUGAACCUGGCACAUCAGCAAAGCAGAAAAGCGGAUCGGUUUUUGGCAACAGGCAAAUAUGAAGAGGCCAUUGCUUGCCACAAGAAAGCUGCCGCUUAUCUCUCAGAGGCCAAGAAGCUGACACAGUCUGAGCAGGCUCAGCUGUCUCUGGAGCUCCAGAGGGAAAGUCACAUGAAGAACCAAUUGUUGAUCCAAGAGAGACUGAAGCGAGCGAGGAGAGAGGAGAAACUCAGAGCCCAACAAAAAUCAGUAGCGGCGGAGAAGGAGCAGACCUCGCGUCUCCAGGCCUCCUACAGAUCCGCUACUGAUGAAGUCAUUAGCCAAAAUACACUGGUUUCUGCGGGGCAGAAAUCAGGUUCCAACCCAGGGAAGGGCUCGGAGGAGAUCCCCAGCGUGCUGGAUAGAGAGCCAGACUCUCUCAUGUACUUGCUGCAGCGAAGGAAGGAGCCGGUGGAGACGUGCAAGCUUUCCAAAGCUUUCCCUAAAGAUGACAAAACCAAACUGGAGGAGCAAACGACCACCAUCAAAGAGUUAAACCAACUGGUGGACACGCUGCUCGCCGAGAACGAGGCGUUGAGAAGGGAGAACAAGAAGCUGCGGGCAGAAGUGGCCAGGCUGCAGAAGCAUCCCGAAAAGGAUCUGGACAUCUAUACGGAUUUUGUGGAGAAGUCAGAACUGUGGAAUUUGCAGCAGCCGACGGGAAGCUCAGCCAAUCCCACGUCUGCCUGGCAGAAGUUUGUAGCGCACAGUGGCAAGUGCACGGACAUUCCCAAUCUUCCACCUCUAGACAUUCCUCUGCCGGAGCUUCCCCCUCUAGAGCUCCCCGAAGAUAUACAAUCCCAGUUUAAAGGACUUAUGGAUAGCUAGAGACCUCGACCAUCCGUGUACAAUCUCCAGGAAAGGGAAAUCUAUCAGGGCAGCAAUACCGUAAGGACAGUAGCACUGGACCAGGAUUCACUGUCAGAGGAAAUGUACAGGAUACUAGUCGACACGUCACUGUGAAACGGUCACUACGAGUUCUCCUGCUGAACCAACCGGAAAUCUACAACUGAUAAUAUUUCUCCCAUAUUUCUUUAUCUUCUCUCUCAGUACUGCCUGGAAUCAUUGUUGCCUACAGUUUCUAAGCAGUGUGUGCACUUCCCUAACAGAGAUAAUGCAGAGCCUGUCUCUUUUAACAUACUUGUUAUGCAUUCGGAAUGUAUUUAUCUUUUUAUGCACAAUACCCAGGUCCUCAGAGGGGGACCAAACAUGGGAGACUGCCAUUGGACAUUCAGAGAGUGGGGUCCGGCAAA
Xenopus laevis (African clawed frog) is the source of this 1520-nucleotide messenger RNA. It is a transcript of the gene nrbf2.L, whose product is annotated as nuclear receptor binding factor 2 L homeolog. Bases 208 to 1095 code for a protein of 295 amino acids. The record is from RefSeq and is a predicted model, not a curated record. The transcript has 4 exons. Lineage: Eukaryota; Metazoa; Chordata; Amphibia; Anura; Pipidae. Gene Ontology annotation, biological process: autophagy.